Molecule: messenger RNA, 792 nt
Organism: Lasiosphaeria miniovina
Lineage: Eukaryota; Fungi; Ascomycota; Sordariomycetes; Sordariales; Lasiosphaeriaceae
Exons: 2
Coding region: 1-792 (263 amino acids)
Source: RefSeq, a predicted model, not a curated record
AUGCAAUACCAUCGGCCCAGAGAUCGCUACCUCGCCGGCCUGUGGGCUGGAUCCCUGUUCAUGGAUUUGCUUUGGAGGGCGAAGGAGUCGUGGGGAAUGCCGACAGACAACUUCCACGUACAGGAGGUUAUCGACCAGGGGAGUUCUCUAACUCUUGUUUCGAGACUCGCUGGCGAAUGGCGCGCUCCCUCUUGGUCAUGGGCCAGCGCUGACGGCCAUGUAUAUUACAUGUUGCAGGAGGACGAGGUCGAGACAGCCGCAUACGCCAACUUAGUGAGCGUAAAUUCGGUAUUUACGUCCCCGGGUGACGAAUCCGGCCAGCUACUGAGCGCCGAGAUAGUAUUGGAGGGGGGGUUAAUUCCCGGCACCUGGUAUGAGCGCGUUAAUCCCACCGGUCCGAGAGUGGACACGCACCUCAAAAUCGGACCGACGGAUGUUACAGCGUGGAGCAUCGACCUUGAAAACUCUACAAGGUCUACGGCUUACAUCUCGGAGUUCAGCUAUCUUAGUCUCAGCGAGGCCGAGAAAGAAAUGCCCUUUAUUGACCGACCCUCGUCCACCGUCAGCCCCGAGGACCCCAGGGUGUUCCGCCUGCCAGUUUCCUCGUUCAAUACCAGUAGCAGAUAUAACCGUAGUCGCCGCAGGGACUUCGACUUGCUGUUGCACGAGGUAGAAGCAGGAUGUGGCGGUGAACAAAAAUACAAGAGGGUCGGUUUGGCACAGGUGGAUAGGGCGGCCAGAGAAGCGUUUCCGUUCGAGGACUGGCCGAUGAUCAGGUUUACCUCUGUCUAA